Dipodomys spectabilis (banner-tailed kangaroo rat) is the source of this 1284-nucleotide messenger RNA. It is a transcript of the gene Shh, whose product is annotated as sonic hedgehog signaling molecule. Gene Ontology annotation, biological process: protein autoprocessing; cell fate specification; oligodendrocyte differentiation. Lineage: Eukaryota; Metazoa; Chordata; Mammalia; Rodentia; Heteromyidae. Gene Ontology annotation, molecular function: patched binding; calcium ion binding. The record is from RefSeq and is a predicted model, not a curated record. Bases 1 to 1284 code for a protein of 427 amino acids. The transcript has 3 exons.
AUGCUGCCGCCGGCCCGAUGUCUGCUGGUGGUUCUGGUCUCCUCGCUGCUGCUGGGCUCCGGGCUGGCGUGCGGACCCGGCAGGGGCUUCGGCAAGAGGCGGCACCCUAAAAAACUGACCCCCUUAGCCUACAAGCAGUUCAUCCCCAACGUAGCAGAGAAGACGCUGGGGGCCAGCGGCAGGUACGAGGGGAAGAUCUCCAGGAACUCCGAGCGGUUUAAGGAACUCACCCCCAACUACAACCCCGACAUCAUAUUUAAGGACGAGGAGAACACCGGCGCGGACCGGCUCAUGACUCAGAGGUGCAAGGACAAGCUGAACGCCUUGGCCAUCUCGGUGAUGAACCAGUGGCCGGGGGUGAAGCUGCGGGUGACGGAGGGCUGGGACGAGGACGGCCACCACUCGGAGGAGUCCCUGCACUACGAGGGCCGCGCCGUGGACAUCACCACCUCCGACCGCGACCGCAGCAAGUACGGCAUGCUGGCGCGCCUGGCGGUGGAGGCCGGCUUCGACUGGGUCUACUACGAGUCCAAGGCGCACAUCCACUGCUCGGUGAAAGCAGAGAACUCGGUGGCGGCCAAGUCCGGCGGCUGCUUCCCGGGAUGGGCCACGGUGCACCUGGAGCGGGGCGGCACCAAGCCGGUGCGGGAGCUGCGUCCCGGGGACCGCGUGCUGGCGGCCGACGAGCAGGGCCGGCUGCUGUACAGCGACUUCCUGGCCUUCCUGGACCGCGACGACCGCGCCCGGAAGGUUUUCUACGUGAUCGAGACGCGGGAGCCGCGGGCGCGCCUGCUGCUCACCGCCGCGCACCUGCUCUUCGUGGCGCCGCCGCACAACGGCUCGGCCCCGGCGGGGCGCCGCGCGCUCUUCGCCAGCAGCGUGCGCCCGGGCCAGCGCGUGUACGUGGCGUCCGGGCGCGGCGGGCGGCGGCGGCUGCGGCCGGCCGCGGUGCACCGCGUGACCGUGCGCGAGGAGGCGGCGGGCGCGUACGCGCCGCUCACCGCGCAGGGCACCAUCCUGGUCAACCGGGUGCUGGCCUCGUGCUACGCCGUCAUCGAGGAGCACGGCUGGGCGCACUGGGCCUUCGCGCCCUUCCGCCUGGCGCACGCGCUGCUGGCCGCGCUGGCGCCCGCGCCCGCGCGCACGGACGGCGUUGGCGCGGCCCCGGCCCCGGCCCCGGCCCCGGGCGUGCACUGGUACUCGCAGCUGCUCUACCAAAUCGGCACCUGGCUGCUGGACAGCGAGACCAUGCACCCGCUGGGCAUGGCGGCCCCAGCCGGCUGA